AUGGUUGCUGCGAAGCUGAGGGAGAUGGACGAGGCGCUCGUCGCGUCCCUGUCGCGGAAACUCGUCGAACCAGGCCACGACCUGCCGCUGCGCUACCAGGCGCUGUGGACGCUGCGGAACGCGAGCAACGCGGCGGCCACGGAGGCCCUCGUCGCUGCGCUGAACGCCCACGAGCUCGGGAACCUCUUCAGGCACGACGUGGCGUUCGCGCUGGGGCAGCGACAGGACGCCACGGCCGUUUCGGCGCUCAAGAGGGUGCUGCUGAACGAGCAGGACCAUCCGAUGGUGCGGCACGAAGCAGGCGAGGCGCUGGGCGCCAUCGGAGGCGAUGAGUGCCUGAGCCUAGUGAAGCGGUGCGCCAGCGACCCGCAACGGGAGGUCCGGGAGACCUGCGAGCUCGCCCUGCAGCGCCUGGACUUCUUCGCCGCGCACGGCGGCGACGGGCCCUCCGAAGCCGCGCGGGAUGGUGGGCCGGACGCGGACGCCAGCGCGCAGGAGAGCCCCUACCUCUCCGUGGACCCCACGCCGGCGUUGCCAGCGAGCACGCCGUUCCCGGAGCUUGCGGCGCUCCUCGCGGACGAGGAGGCUCCGCUCUUCCGGCGGUAUCGGGCUCUGUUCGCGCUCCGGAACAGGGGGGGGCCGCAGGCGGCGCAGGCGAUCGGGGAGACGCUCCUGGCGUCGUCCUCGGCGCUGCUGAAGCACGAGAUCGCGUACGUGCUCGGGCAGAUGGCGCGCAAGGACUCGGUCGACGCGCUGGCCGCGUCACUGGGCAACGCAGAGGAGCACGCCAUGGUGCGCCACGAGGCCGCGGAGGCGCUCGGGGCCGUCGCGGACGACCGCUGCGUUGGCCUGCUGAGGAAGUUCGCGGCAGACCCGGAGCCCAUCGUGGCGGACUCGUGCCUGGUGGCGCUCGACGCGCUGGGCAAGGAGCUCGCGGGUGAGGACUACUUCGCGGUGGAGGGCGCGGCGCAAGUUGCGGCCGCCAGCGCUCACUAG
This is a messenger RNA of Pedinophyceae sp. YPF-701, 996 nucleotides long. The record is from the annotation of a GenBank genome assembly. Lineage: Eukaryota; Viridiplantae; Chlorophyta; Pedinophyceae.